Molecule: messenger RNA, 4274 nt
Organism: Passer domesticus (house sparrow)
Lineage: Eukaryota; Metazoa; Chordata; Aves; Passeriformes; Passeridae
Gene: ANKRD22
Product: ankyrin repeat domain 22
Exons: 8
Coding region: 2681-3271 (196 amino acids)
Molecular function (GO): protein binding
Source: RefSeq, a predicted model, not a curated record
GGAGGAGCAGUCUGUAAGGCAGGGAGGAGACCUGAGUGAAUGCUGCUGCAUCAGAGUUGUGUUUAGAGAAAGGUUUCUGUGCAAGCACCUCUCUUUUGCUUCUGCACUACCUACCGUAAAACCAUAAAGAUGAAGGCCACCCUCUUAUUUCUCAUUGCCCUAACCCCAUUCACUGCCUUGCUUGUCAUCCCUGAAGAAGUUAAAGAAACACAAAAGAUUAAAAUGGAGAUGAGAUCUGAACCAAAUGACUUAAUGCAGGAUGGUUAUUUGUCAGUGUGGUAAGGGACCACGCACAAGAUGUUUUGAAACUUGCCCUUAUCAAAGGGUGGUUCAGUUAUCUUUCUUCCUGACUGCUUUUUGGACCAUUUCCUAAUCUUCCACAGUAUUGGAAAGAAAGCAUUGCCCAUUUUAGAGUUUAAACUUCAGGUAUUUAAAGACCAUAUAUGUGUAUGAAAGGUGUCUGAAAAGGAAGGUGUCCUUGUAAUCUUCACCCGCUUGUAAAACAAUGUGCCACCCAUAAAAUAACCUGCCCUGACUCACAAAGCACACAACAAGCCAAGUGAUCUGAUCAAACCUCAGAAAAUAAUCAGGUGAGUUAUAAGUGUUGCAAUAGGAGCAGAGCAUUUUCAGGUGUUGACUACACAGUAAAUAAAGCUCCUAAAGACCAAAUUUUGCCUGUUUCCUUUUUUCCAUAGAGGAUGCUUUAGUUCUCCCCAGCAGUCUCCACUGUGCCAUACUGAACCAUCCCUUAAGUUUAAUUUUUACAGCAAGUAGUCUCUGAAAACCAAGGUAUGCAUUUCCACUUUUUUUUUCCCCCUUUUCAUCCCCAUUUUAGUGUUUAACUGAAACGCAGACAUUGAGGAUUUUUGGGGAAGAGCUCUGUAUUCAUCCAGUCUAGGACCUGGUUGUGACUCUUAGCUUUUUGGGAAUGGCAGGUAAGCUGACACGUUGUUGGACACAUCCCUGCAUCAGUAGGGGAGGCUGCAAGAAUCUGUCAUGUUUGUGAAUAGACUCUGACAAUUAUGACUAUUAAGUUCAGGUGAAGCUUUACCUAAGACCACCCUUCCCUUCUUUUUGUAGCAUUCAAGGUGCUAAUGUAUGUAUUUUUCUGUUCUUAGUUUUGCCAGGACCCAAGGAUGAGUUCUCAGAAAAAUGCCUUACCUGGUUGUAUUUCUUCAUGUUUUCCUUAGAGCCGUAGUCAUAAGCUUGAAAUUUGUCUGCAUGUUUUAUCUGUUAAUAUUGUAACGAGGACAGAUAAAAUGAAAAUGUUAAGAGACAGAGUACAGGAGUUGUUUUCUUGCAUAUGAAUGAACUCAAGUCUCAGGCAGCAGACAGGAUUCCAGGGAUACUGAGGAGGGAUUGUGGGAUAAGUGGUUCACCACCUUUCCCCUUGCUAACAUUUUCUCUUGAUCUUCAGCCACCACCCUUUUUAUGUUUAGUAAUUACAGCCUUACUGCCCUAUCUUAAUUGGCUCUUUAGUUAGCUAAAGUAGCUCUUUGUGGUGCAGGAGCAUGUCAGAGCUCUCACUAGCCUGGGAUACCUUCUCAAAAUCCUCAACUUUUGUGUGCCUGCUUGGUCUGGUCUGUUCUGCUCACAGGAGUGGCAACGAUAUCAGAGGCUCUGAACUGCAUACAAGAAUAUUGGGAACUGAGUGUGAGUACCUUAGCACUAACCUGGUGUCUUCUGUGAUUUGUCUAAAAGGAAUAUCAAAAUAAUAAAAGAUUAACCUGUCUUACUGAUAAUGUGUGUGGUUUUUUUAAAUCUAAACUUCUAAGUAACUGAGGAUAUGAUAGAACUCUGCUAGCUCAUCUCUAUUUUCUGUCUCUGGGUUCUGGGUUUCUGGUACGAGGAAUUUUAGGCAGGGGAUGUACAGCAGCACACAUGUAUUUUAGGGCUGGCUUAAGUGGCACAGUUCACUUAGAGUUCACUUAAGUUCACAGCUCACAUAGAGUUCACUUAAGUUUGCUGUUCACAUGGAGUGAUGUGUUUCUGAGCCAAUGCUAUCUUGCCCUCGUCUGAUUUGGAGCCUAGGCAGAACAGGCUAGAGGUCUGAAAGUGGCAUAAGGUACCAGCAGAAGAGGCAGUUCCCCAUUUUGCCAUUGUGCCAGCAGAACCCUUUGUGCAGUAAACUGGCUUUUGGAGGUAAUCUGCAAUUAACCCUCUGGGAGACCAUCUUUAACCUAGAUCACUUCCUUGUCUGGUUUUCCCUGACUGUAAAGUUCUCACUUAUCCCACCUGCCAAGUGCCUAGAUUGUGCUUGUGUUCCCUUCUGCAGCUUUCUGCACACAUCUCCAUAAAUAAAGAUGAAGGCUGGAGACCAUGAGAGGCGUGAUGUGCCCUGAGGAAAUCUCAGAGCCUGGUGCCAAAGGGGAAAUUCAGGGAAUGAUCUGAUGAGCCAUGAGGAGCAGGACUCCCUCUGUGACAGGUUGUAGUUUAUAAAUUCCAACAAGCUGGUCAGUAGAUGCAGGAGGAUGUGGAUAUCUUGGGAUCUUGAUGUGAAGAAGAUCUUAAUGAAAUACUGCUUAGGAAGACCUUUUCACCUUUGAGGUGUUACUUGCUCUUCCAUGUCCUUACUCCAACGUCAUGUUCACCACAUGCUUGAAGACCAGUCUGUCGUGAGGAUCCCAGAGAGUCUGUCACAGGUAAAUGGAGGAUGUUGUUGCAGAAAUGACAAAGGAAAAUGCUUCUGUGUUGUAACUUGUUCCAUCAGUCUCCCCCCAUCUGCCAGGCAGCUUAUAACAACGAUUUCAACAAAGUUCAUCUCCUUUUGGAGAGCAACAGCAACUGUUUGAAUGUCCAGGACAGCUUCCUUGGAGACACCCCCUUAAUUUGUGCAUGUAGACAAGGAAACAACAGGAUAGUUAACUAUCUUCUGAGGAAACAUGCUGAUGUCAACCUCAGAAAUAAGAAGGACUGCACUUGCCUCCAUUAUGCUGUGAGGAAACGGUUCACCUUCCUUGACUAUGUGCUCAUCAUAAUCCUCAUGCCAGUUAUGUUAAUUGGAUACCUUCUCAUGGUCUCAAAGACAAAACAGAAUGAACACCUGGUCAAGAUGUUGCUUAGAGCUGGAGUCGAUGUGAAUGCUGCUGACUCUUCUGGCAGCACAGCCCUUCACUAUGCUUGUGAAAUGAAAAACCAGGCAGUCAUUCCUCUGCUGCUUGAAGCCCAUGCAGACACUUCUGUAAAGAAUCGGGAUGGGGAGACUCCCUUAGAUAUAGCAAGAAGAUUACAGUUCCACAACAUUGAAAGAAUGAUAAGAAAAGAUUCUUAGCCAUCAAGGACUCUCAAACAUGCAGAAAAUUACCUCAUCUGGCAAUCCACCUUUCACAACAGCAGAAGUGCUGCAGAGGAUGAGGGCUGACACUUCAUAAAGACUCAGUCCACCCAUUCCAUCCAAAGACUCACAUCCACCCAUUCCUUGCUGCAGACUUGUUUGUGUGAGAUUUAUCAGUACCCCAAGGCCAUGAAGUUAAUUUUAUUUUACCAAGCCAUAAAUUACUACAAUAGUGUUCAAAAUAUUGCCCUUUCCAUCUGCUUCAUCAGUUUUAUUAUUUGACUUCUGCAGACUGUGGAUUUUGAAAGGUAGCUAUAAAAUAUCUGGAAGCCUAAACAUUGCAUAUGAUGGUUGGCAGCCAAUGCAAAAAUAAAAUUUCCUUUAGAGCAUGUGCUACUUGUUCCAUAGGGGAACUAAAUAAUGUGCUACAGCAGUUAUAAAAGGUUUGGUACCCUUCUUCUUAGUAUUUAUCUUCCCAAUGGGAGGGGCUGGGAAAAUAGAUCUCUCAGUUGAGCCCUUCCUCCUUCCAUCCUUCCUACAAUUUGCACACACCUUAAUUCUCACUGUGUUUCUACAAAGGUGGGACUUGGGUUUCAUCUAAGAAACAGCAAAAAGAGAUUCAAUGCCUUGCUGGAUUGAGAAAGAAAGUCAAUUCCCAGAUCACUUUAAUGCAUUAAGAAAUAGUAAAGAAAAUAUGUUUGGCUCAGUAGAGAAACUGGUCUCUUGACUACCUUUCCAAUAUAAACAGUGUACUAAAGAAAAAAAAGAGUCAAUAAAUGAAAUGCUGUUGAUGGAAACCAGAUGUAUCAUUCCCAUGGGACUAGGCAGGAUAGCCUGCUGUACAGAGUGGUGCAUGCAGCAGGGGAUAAUACCAAUCAUAAUAAUAAUAAUAAUACAUCCAUGAGUCUUCUCUUGCAUAAGUGAAGGCAGAAGAAAACCUGCAGUAAUAAGUAAUGUAUUAAAGUGGUCCAGUGCUUUGUGAUUUAAUAAAGCAGCAAUA